Molecule: messenger RNA, 1044 nt
Organism: Penicillium soppii
Lineage: Eukaryota; Fungi; Ascomycota; Eurotiomycetes; Eurotiales; Aspergillaceae
Exons: 1
Coding region: 1-1044 (347 amino acids)
Source: RefSeq, a predicted model, not a curated record
AUGACCCGUCACUGCUCGCUUAUCGAAGAGGUGGCAUUAUGCGUACCAACAGUUCUAUCUGACAUCCACGUGGGUUAUUCUCCCGACAAAGGCAACAUCCACAAGAUACCCUUUUUGAUACCCAUUCCGGCUGGCAUACCAGAAACAACAGUCACAGAUCUGGGCCAGCUAUCACUGUAUCUAGUUGCUUCCACUACAACCGCGGCUGAGGAGGCGAUUGGUGCCAGCGAGCAAAUCAACAUUGUUCGCCGAAUCAUACCAGGAAGCGAUCCGAUACAGCAUACUCGCAUAUACCCGACGUCAAAAGUGAUCAACGAUGUUAUUCUUACCCAAAAGCUCGGUGCAAGUACGGGCUCACGCCUUUCACUUUCUGUAAGAGUGUCUCUCAGAAAACCAGCUGCACCCAGUAACCGUGCCCUGGAAUUCAAAUGUGUCGCAAUCCGGAAAAUUCAAUGGCGUGUUGAGGAAGUGACAAAACUCUUUAAAAGUGCGAAAGACUAUCGCCAACCACGAAACGAGGAGCCCCCCGAAUACGAGCCGGUUGAAGACGAAUCUUUUACUCGCGAAUUGUUCCACGGAUAUCAGAACGGGUAUUGGGGAACUCCGGACAAUCCAAUCGUGAAAGAGCAGGAGACUCAUCAAGAAAAGAACUCCGCUGUGGAGAUCGCAUUCGACAUAGCAAUACCUAGAGCUGUGGCUCCAACCCCAGAGAUCGGGUUGAAAUGCUACAGCUUCGACUACAGACCAGGGGAUCAUCUACUGCCAUGUGUUCACGAAGAUACCUCUUCCAUGACACAACAGAGAAUGAUGAUUACUGUCGAGCACCGACUCAAACUUGAUAUCUUGACUAGCGAGGAUACAUUUGGUGUGCACAACAAAAGCCUGGUUGAUCGCAAACCACUCCAAACUGCACUCAGUGGAUCGUUUCCGCUGCACAUUCUCAAAAAGAGCCAAAAUAACAUCGAUCCAGACGUUUGGCAGGUUAAUCCACCAUGCUACACGGAAAUACCUGCAUCACCACCGCAUUACGAACCCAUUUUUUGA